GACCGGCACCACGACACCUGCACGAAGAAUGUUCUUUAGUUUUUUGAAUGGUUCUACCCGUGUGAUUUAUUUAAGCUUUCAAAAUGAUCAGAAAACUUUUUAUUGUCCUGCUUUUGUCGUCUGAGACUCUUGGAGAAGCAAAGGAAUCAUUUCUCAGUUUUCCAAAUGUCGAAAAGACUGAAAUACUUUUUUUCACAAAGACUGAAGAAACCGUUGUUGUAAGGUCAAGUUACAGAGGUAAACAACCAAACUCCAACUACCUCUUUGUGCAGCUAGAAGAUCCUAAAAUGCUGCAAGUGGUAAAUGUGACCAAGACCUCAUCGGAUGUUACGAACUUUACCAUAAACCUGGUGACGGUUGAAAACGGAGAGACAAAUUUAACCAUUCAGCUGUGGGAUUCUGCAGGUAGGCAAGAAAGACUCAUUGAAGAAAUAAAGAAUGUCAGAGUCAGAGUGCUCAAACCGAGACAAGACAACCUUUUCCGGGCCUCAAACCUUAUGGACAGAAACAUCCUAAUGCUUUUUCUACCAAUGAUACUGUUAAAUAAAUGUGCGUUCGGCUGCAAGAUCAAAUUCCAGGUGUUUCAAAUGGUAUGGAAGAGACCUUUGCCAAUAAUUCUUGGGGCAAUCAUACAGUUUUUUCUUAUGCCAUUUUGUGGAUUCCUUUUGACGCAGAUUUUGGCAUUGCCUGAGGCACAGGCUUUUGGAUUUGUAAUGACCUGCACCUGCCCGGGAGGGGGUGGGGGCUAUCUCUUUGCUCUGCUUCUGGAAGGAGAUGUCACGUUGGCCAUUUUGAUGACUUGCACGUCAACAUUACUAGCCCUGAUAGCGAUGCCUGCCAAUUCGUAUAUAUACAGCAGGAUGUUAGGGUUAUCAGGUACACUUCAUGUUCCUAUUUCAAAAAUUAUGUCGACUCUCCUUUUCAUACUUAUCCCCAUAUCAGUGGGAAUGUUCAUUAAGCGUAGACUCCCCGAAAAAGCAACCUUCCUGGAGAGAAUCAUUAGACCUCUGAGUUUUAUUUUAAUGUUUGUAGGGAUUUCUUUGACUUUCAGAAUGGGAUUCGUGUUUCUAAAAACAGUUAAUCUAGAGGUGCUUCUGUUGGGUCUGUUAGUUCCUGUAUUGGGUUUGUUGUUUGGGUACUUUUUUGCUAAAAUUUCUAUGCUGCCUCUUCCUGUUUGUAAAACGGUUGCUAUCGAAGGUGGGGUCCUGAAUAGUUUCUUAGCCUUUGCCGUUAUUCAGCUUUCUUUUUCACAGUCCGAUGCAGACUUGGCUUCUGCAGCUCCUUUUACAGUGGCCAUGUGCUGUGGAUGUGAAAUGUUACUGAUUCUUCUGCUCUACAAAGCUAAGAAGAGAUGUGUCCUUAUCAUAGAAGAGAAAAGGCAAAAAAAUCUCCUGAUCUAAUUGUUAUGCCUGGGUCUGCAGUUCCAGCUCUGUCACCAGGUGGGUGACAUUGGUUAAGUAGCUUAAUCUCUCUAUGUCUAAAUUUAUCUGGAAAGCAGGGAGAAUGAUAGUAUCUACCUCGUGGCAUUGUUGUAAAAAUUAAAUGAGUUAAUAUUAGCAAUGUCCUCAGAAUCAUGCCUGACACAUAGUAAACUCUAAAAUUAUUAUGGUUUCCCUAUGCGUAUUUGCUCUUGCACCUUAAACACAGGUGAAUGUGUCUGAAUUGGAACUUGAAAUAUACUUUAUCAUAUAGAUGUAUCAUGAAAGACAGAUUUUUGCAUAGUAAAAUUAGUCUAAUUUGGAUAAGGAGGAAGUUAUUCAAGCUUUUUUUUUACUUUUUCAAGAAUAAGAGGCAUAAAGUAGGCUGCCUAAUUGCUUGAGUUCAUACCAACAGGUUGUCCUACAAUAAUCAGUUAUCAAAUCUGCAAAGAACAAGGAACUUUAUUUGAAGUCUUAGGAAAUUCACCUCAUUUU
Sus scrofa (pig) is the source of this 1913-nucleotide messenger RNA. It is a transcript of the gene SLC10A5, whose product is annotated as solute carrier family 10 member 5. Gene Ontology annotation, molecular function: bile acid:sodium symporter activity. Gene Ontology annotation, cellular component: membrane. Lineage: Eukaryota; Metazoa; Chordata; Mammalia; Artiodactyla; Suidae. The record is from RefSeq and is a predicted model, not a curated record. Gene Ontology annotation, biological process: bile acid and bile salt transport.